UGUACUUCACAAGUUAGUGGUGAAGAAGAAAAACACUGUCGCGGAAAUGUCGGAAGACUUGAAUGGUUUGUUGUGAACGACUGAGACGUAUUUGAGGCAGCAUCAGGUGAACAGGUUCUCCACUUUCUAGUCCAUGACCACACCUCAGAAUGGGGCAAAGAAAGCGAGUUAAUGUCCAGUCUCCUGUGCCCUGUCCUUCUGAGACGCAGCCCUUCAGUCCUCACACACACUCCUCCACAGAGAUCCCUCAUCACACACACGCGUUCAACACUUCCGGACAUCAUGGAUAUCUGCAGAGCGGAAAGCACAGCAUUUGCAUGGUGUCUGACUUUUUUUACCCCAACAUGGGUGGGGUGGAGAGCCACAUCUACCAGCUCUCGCAGUGCCUCAUAGAGAAGGGCCACAAGGUGGUGAUAGCAACACACGCCUAUGGCGAGCGGCGUGGAGUGCGCUACCUCAACAAUGGUCUGAAGGUGUAUUACCUCCCACUUCAGGUGAUGUAUAACCAAUCCACGGCCACCACCUGCUUUCAUAGCCUGCCACUUCUCAGGUGUGUGUUCGUGCGUGAGCGUAUCACUGUGGUGCAUGCCCACAGCUCCUUCUCAGCCAUGGCCCAUGAUGCUCUGUUCCAUGCCAAGACCAUGGGUCUCAACACCGUGUUCACAGACCACUCGCUCUUCGGAUUCGCUGACCUCAGCUCCGUGCUGACCAAUAAACUGCUUACUGUGUCUUUGUGCGACACCAACCACAUUGUAUGUGUGUCCUACACCAGCAAGGAGAACACUGUGCUGAGGGCCGCCCUCAACCCCGACAUCGUCUCUGUCAUCCCCAAUGCAGUCGACCCUACUGAUUUCACACCUGAUCCCAGUUGCCGUGACAGUAGCAAGAUAACCAUCGUCGUAGUAAGCCGAUUGGUCUACAGGAAGGGAAUUGACCUGUUGGGUGGAAUUAUUCCAGAGCUUUGUGCCAAACAUCCAGAUCUCUGCUUUCUGAUUGGUGGAGAAGGUCCUAAGCGCCUUGUUCUGGAAGAAGUUAGAGAGAAAUAUCAGCUUCAUGACAGGGUGCGUCUUCUGGGGGCUCUGGAUCACAAGGACGUACGGGACGUGCUAGUGCAAGGUCAUAUCUUCCUGAAUACAUCACUAACUGAAGCCUUCUGCAUGGCCAUAGUAGAGGGAGCCAGCUGUGGCCUGCAGGUGGUGAGCACUCGUGUUGGAGGUAUACCGGAGGUUCUCCCUGAUGAGUUGGUGACCCUGUGUGAGCCGACAGUCAGCUCCCUUUGUGUUGGAUUAGAAAAAGUUAUUGCCAGGCAACGUGCGGGCAAAGUUCCCUCUCCUGCAGCCAUCCACCGCCAGGUCCAAACUCUCUACACCUGGAGAAAUGUCGCUGAGCGGACAGAAAAGGUGUACGAUCACGCAUGCAGGCAACCAGUCCUGCCCUUACCUGCUCGACUUCGGAGGCUGCGCUCUCACUGCGGUGCCGUCGCUGGCUCUAUAUUCUCCUUUGUAGCUGUUAUCAAUUUCCUCUUCCUUCUGUUCCUGCAGUGGCUCUUCCCCAAUCACCUCAUCGAUGUUGCCGUGGACGCAUCUGGACCAGGUGGUCGUUGGGGGCGGGGCUUUGGGAAGGAAGAGAGUAAAGACCCGAUUGUAGCACGGUGUGCUGUUGAGGAUACAAGACGGUUAAAGUGUUAGUGUGGUCAAGAUGUAGCUUCUGAUAUGUGGGACCAUGUUUAAACCUCCAGAGAUUUUAAACAAGUGCACUGAAUUGACCUGUUUACAUUCCAGUGAAGGGUGUCUGGUUCAAGUGUGAUGAACUACUUUAUUCCACAAAAAAGUCUGUAGUAGUUAUGAUCUUAGUCAAGAAGACUCACUGUGUCAUUUAUUAAAACACUAUAACAUGCA
Messenger RNA from Ictalurus punctatus (channel catfish), 1898 nucleotides. RefSeq names its product phosphatidylinositol glycan anchor biosynthesis, class A (gene piga). The record is from RefSeq and is a predicted model, not a curated record. Gene Ontology annotation, molecular function: phosphatidylinositol N-acetylglucosaminyltransferase activity. The transcript has 7 exons. Gene Ontology annotation, biological process: GPI anchor biosynthetic process. The coding region runs from base 150 to 1688 and encodes 512 amino acids. NCBI's taxonomy places the organism in Eukaryota, Metazoa, Chordata, Actinopteri, Siluriformes, Ictaluridae. Gene Ontology annotation, cellular component: glycosylphosphatidylinositol-N-acetylglucosaminyltransferase (GPI-GnT) complex.